Messenger RNA from Schizophyllum commune H4-8, 1410 nucleotides. RefSeq names its product galactose-1-phosphate uridylyltransferase. The record is from RefSeq and is a predicted model, not a curated record. Bases 99 to 1226 code for a protein of 375 amino acids. Gene Ontology annotation, molecular function: zinc ion binding; UDP-glucose:hexose-1-phosphate uridylyltransferase activity. Gene Ontology annotation, biological process: beta-D-galactose catabolic process via UDP-galactose, Leloir pathway. Lineage: Eukaryota; Fungi; Basidiomycota; Agaricomycetes; Agaricales; Schizophyllaceae. The transcript is spliced from 6 exons. Gene Ontology annotation, cellular component: cytoplasm.
CGGGGAAAGACCCGGAAUGCAUAUGCGCCCCGGGUCUGGAAUAUAAAAGAGGAGAUGACGACGGCGGGGGGACGCCGUGCCUCUUCUCCUGAACCACCAUGGCAGAGUUUGACCCCACCUUCAAUCCCCAUCGCCGCUACAACCCCUUGACGGGCGAAUAUGUGCUCGUGUCCCCCCAUCGCAUGAAGCGGCCCUGGAAGGGCCAGAUUGAGCCCCCACAGCCGUCCAAUCUUCCCCAGUACGAUCCGGAGUGCUAUCUCUGCCCCGCGAACAGUCGAUCGGGUGGGCAGAAGAACGAAGACUACAAGCACACCUUCAUCUUCGAGAAUGACUUUGCGGCUAUCCUUCCCCCUCCCAUCCCCGCUGCCCCCACGCCUCCGCACCCCUUGCUGGCCUCUGAGCCGGUUCAGGGCGGCUGCGAUGUCCUCAUCUUCCAUCCCCGCCACGAUCUCACUCUCGCGCGCCUGGGUAUCCCAGACAUCGAGCGCAUCAUCCAGGAGUGGAUCGGUAUCUACAAGAGGCGUGGAACCCAGGAGGGCAUCAAGUAUGUCCAGAUAUUCGAGAACAAGGGAGCUAUGAUGGGCUGCUCCAACCCCCAUCCCCACGGGCAGACUUGGGCCAUGUCAGCGAUUCCGACUCUCCCUGCGAAGGAGCUUGACUCCUUACGGAAGUACCGCGAGUCGAACAAGCCCUCUGAGGGAGCACCCAAGGCUGGAGAUUGCGCUUGCUUGCUCUGCGAGUACGCUCACUUCGAGGCCGGUGUACCUCUAGAAGAGAGCCGUAUCGUCAUCAAGAACGACCACUGGCUAGCCGUCGUCCCUUGGUGGGCAACCUGGCCAUUCGAGGUUAUGCUCCUGCCUUACAAGCGGCACAUACCAUCCCUCCAAGAGCUCACCACUGAGGAGAAGACAAGCUUCGCAGACGCACUCAGCCGAGUGACGAAGCGCUACGACAACUUGUUCUUCUGCUCCUUCGCCUACUCGAUGGGUAUUCACCAACGACCGCUUCCAGUAGAAGCGUCGAAUGGCAGUGGCGAAGAAGCGCACUUGCACCUGCACUUCGCGCCGCCCCUUCUGAGAAACGCUAGCAUCAGGAAGUUCCUUGUCGGCUUUGAGCUCAUGGCCGAGGCUCAGCGUGAUCUCACCCCGGAGCAAGCCGCCGCCCGCCUGCGCGCAUGCUCUGAGGUCCACUACCUUGACGAGGUCGAGGCCACCAAGGCGGCAUAGUUGACUGAUGACAUGACGAAGUCUAGAGGAAUGAGAUAGAGUAUAAUACGCCAUAAAGGCGGCAGUCGAAGUCAUCAUGAAUCAGAUAUGUAGCAAGUAGAACGCAGUCGCAAUAAGGUAUCAUCUAAUGUAUGAGCAACGUAGAAGUGUAGCCGUCGUGUUAUUGCUUGCGUUGUCCUCCCGC